Molecule: messenger RNA, 1101 nt
Organism: Trichoderma virens Gv29-8
Lineage: Eukaryota; Fungi; Ascomycota; Sordariomycetes; Hypocreales; Hypocreaceae
Exons: 1
Coding region: 1-1101 (366 amino acids)
Source: RefSeq, a predicted model, not a curated record
AUGCAGUCGCGUGUCCGUCAGUUUAUGGACUUGCCUCUCGAGCUUAGACUCAUGGUCUGGAAGUUCGCUUUGCGACCGCUAGAUCCUGCUCGCCCCGGAGCUCACUUCUUUUCCGUGGUCAACACUGGGGAAGAUGGGGACAAGGCGGCAAGAAUCAGUGUCCGAUGUAAAGGCCGUAACCGAUAUUGCUCCAGAUACCACCUUGCAGCACCGAAGCUUGAUUCUGAAGAAGGCAGCCCUUCUUGGACGAGAAAAAAUCCAUCUGCAUACAUCUGGGACUUUGGCCUAUGGAGCGCAUGUAGAGAGUCCAGACAUGUUAUUAAGGCACACUACGAGAAAAUAAUCUGCACUAAAAAGUUUCGAAAUGACUCUACCAUAACCCUAUCCUUCGCCAAUACCUCUAUUUCGCUCAGUUUUCGACACAGUAAGGAGAGAUGGCGCUUCUUUUUUCAUCCAGACCAGGAUCUGGUGUGUCUACAAGCAUUCGAUCCAAGCACUAUCUACUGGUGGGAAGAUCGCGCUUGUGGACGCGUGUGCAUCACCAAUACUGCUGCCAAACUUUUCAACACUAUCAACUAUUUUGAUCGUCCCAGCUUAUUAAGACUUGGCAAUGUCGCGAUAGCAUAUGACCCUAGCUGGAACGACAUAGAAAAGGAAAGGGACAAAUACAGUUUCCGCGGCCUUUACGAAGAGCAAAGUGCUCGAGGCUUCUUCAUCCGUACCCUUGCCCUCAUCGAACUCAAUGCCCAGGUUCACUUCAAAAGCCCAACUUUCUGGCUUAUAGAUUACAAUAUCAAUAGAAUUCGUUUCCCAAAGAAUACAAGAAAGGGAAGAAAAGUCUUCUACGGUAACGGUCAAACGUUUGCAGAGGUCGACAAGUCGUCGUCCAGACGCAGCUUCUCGUCUGGUGAAUACAGUUCGGCGCUCGAGUUUCUGGAUAACCUCGACAUACUUCUUGGCGGUGACAAUCCAAGCCACUCUAUGAUUCAUGAAAGUGGCAGAGCUAGCUGUUAUAUUUGCAGUAAUCCCUUUCAUGGUACUAGGCCUUACCAGAUCCAUCGCCACGUUCGUGUGCUGAUGUGCGAGAAGGGGAGCACAUGA